AUGGUUGCCGAAGAGGAUAAAGUGAAAGAGGUUCUUCAAUUGAUAGACAGUUUUUUUCUGAAGACUACACUACUAAUAUGCUCCACAGAAUCAAGUCGGUACCAGUCUUCCACAGAGAAUAUAUUUCUGUUUGACGACACUUGGUUUGAAGAUCACUCAGAGUUAGUGGGCGAACUGCCCCAGAUAAUAUCAAAAUGGUUUGAUUAUGAUGGUCGAAAAGAUUUGCCACCUUUAGUGAUAGAAACUUACUUGGAUUUGAGACAGUUAAAUUCCUCCCAUUUAGUUAGAUUAAAAGACCAGGAAGGUCAUUUAUGGAACGUUUGUAAAGGAACUAAGAAGCAGGAAAUCGUGAUGGAACGGUGGCUUAUCGAAUUAGAUAAUUCAUCACCAACCUUCAAAUCGCGCCGUGAAGAUGCGACUGAUGUUGAGGAAGUUUCCAAACAGUUGGUUCUACUUUUCCGUUAUUUGUUGACUUUAAUACAAUUAUUACCUGCAACAGAGUUGUAUCAAUUAUUAAUAAAACCCUACAAUGUUUCACAGAGUGAAGGUAAUCCUAACUCAAUAACAAUCACAGAUCCACUGGUCAGCAUCCGGACGCGUGUUCUUGACGGAUCUAAACCAAUUUUGUCGAAGGGAAGAAUAGGAUUAAGCAAACCGAUUAUUAACACCUAUUCCAACGCACUCAAUGAAUCAAACCUGCCAGCUCAUUUAGAUCAAAAGAAAAUCACACCGGUAUGGACAAAAUUUGGGCUUCUGAGAGUUUCAGUAUCGUAUAGGCGAGAUUGGAAAUUUGAAAUUAGCAAUACCAAUGAUGAAUCAUUUUCAGCUAGACAUGUAGUUGCUCCACAUUACUCCCAAGAAUCACAACAUCGGCCAGGACUGGAAGGGCAUGGUGAUCAGCGCAAAGAAGAGCAUUAUCAACAACAACAACAACAACAACAACAACAACAUACGCAGAAUCAGGACCAAACGCAACAACAAAAUCAACAACAAAGGCAGAUACCUGACAGGAGAUCUCUUUCGCUUUCUCCUUGUACAAGAACCAAUUCCUUUGAGCCGCAAUCUUGGCAAAAGAAAGUCUAUCCGACAUCUAGACCUGUUCAGCCGUUUAAAGUCGGUUCGAUUGGAAGUCAAAGUGCGAGCAGAAAUCCUUCUAACUCAUCUUUUUUCAAUCAACAACCAAUUCACAGGCCAAGUAUAAGUUCUAACUCCGGACCACAAAUGAAUAUCGAAGGUACUAGCAUAGGAAGCACCUCAAAGUACUCGUCAUCGUUCGGAAAUAUUCGUCGCCAUUCGAGCGUAAAAACCACGGAAAAUGCUGAAAGACUAUCAAAAGCUAUCAAGAGCCCACUACAACCCCAAGAACCACAGGAAGAUUUAAUGGACUUUGUUAAACUAUUGGAAGAAAAACCUGAUCUGACUAUCAAAAAAAUAACUAGAAAUAACCCUCCCAAUAUUAAUAUUUCUGAUUCAUUAAUUAGAUAUCAAAAUCUGAAACCAAGCAAUGACCUUUUAAGUGAGGAUUUGUCUGUAAGUUUGUCCAUGGAUCCUAAUCAUACAUAUCAUAGAGGAAGGUCAGAUUCCCAUUCCCCAUUGCCUUCGAUUUCCCCUUCGAUGCAUUAUGGAUUGUUGAAUUCAAGAAUGUCUCAGGGUGUAAAUGCAAGUCAUUUGAUUGCUAGAGGAGGUGGGAAUUCAUCUACUAGUGCAUUCAAUAGUAGAAGGAAUUCUUUGGAUAAGAAUGCUAGUAAACAGGGUAUGUCAGGCCUACCUCCUAUUUUUGGUGGCGAGAGUACUUCGUAUCACAACGACAACAAAAUACAAAAGUACAAUCAACUAGGAGAAGAAGAUGAUGAGGAGGAGGACCAUUUGCUUAAUCAAAUGGGAAACAGCAUAACAAAGUUCAAAAGUUCGAUAUCGCCGAGAUCAAUUGAUAGCAUUUCAAGUUCUUUCAUAAAAAGUAGGAUACCUAUCAGACAACCAUACCAUUACUCUCAACCAACUACUGCACCUUUCCAGGCUCAGGCAAAAUUCCAUAAACCUGCAAAUAAACUAAAUGACAAUGGCAAUAGGAGCAAUAGCAACCAUCACAAUCAUAGCGGUAAUGAUGGAGGUGGUACGAUGCAUAAUGAGGAGGACGAUCAAGAUGAUGAUCUAGUGUUUUUUAUGAGUGAUAUGAAUCUUUCUAAAGAUAGCUGA
Messenger RNA from Saccharomyces mikatae IFO 1815, 2196 nucleotides. It is a transcript of the gene ATG13, whose product is annotated as serine/threonine protein kinase regulatory subunit ATG13. NCBI's taxonomy places the organism in Eukaryota, Fungi, Ascomycota, Saccharomycetes, Saccharomycetales, Saccharomycetaceae. The transcript has a single exon. Gene Ontology annotation, cellular component: extrinsic component of membrane; Atg1/ULK1 kinase complex; phagophore assembly site. Gene Ontology annotation, biological process: autophagosome assembly; mitophagy; protein localization to phagophore assembly site. Bases 1 to 2196 code for a protein of 731 amino acids. The record is from RefSeq and is a predicted model, not a curated record.